Messenger RNA from Hyposmocoma kahamanoa, 2950 nucleotides. RefSeq names its product acetylcholine receptor subunit alpha-like 1 (gene nAChRalpha1). NCBI's taxonomy places the organism in Eukaryota, Metazoa, Arthropoda, Insecta, Lepidoptera, Cosmopterigidae. Gene Ontology annotation, cellular component: neuron projection; synapse; postsynaptic membrane. Gene Ontology annotation, molecular function: acetylcholine-gated monoatomic cation-selective channel activity; transmembrane signaling receptor activity. Gene Ontology annotation, biological process: monoatomic ion transmembrane transport; signal transduction; chemical synaptic transmission. The record is from RefSeq and is a predicted model, not a curated record. Bases 186 to 1790 code for a protein of 534 amino acids. The transcript is spliced from 9 exons.
GGCUCGGUGCGCGCGCGGCGGCCGGCUGGCGCCAUGCGGCGGUAGCGCGGCGGCGCGGCCGAGCGGCGGGCGAGCACUCGUGCGCUCUCGGCUAUGUGCCCCCUUUGCGCUACAUUGUAAGUCUCGAUCUGUCGAUGACACAGCCAAGGAGGACCCAUGUCUUACUGGGGUGGUGUUAGCCUAAGAUGGUGCUGGCGCUUGUGGUUGGAGUCCUGUGCGUGUGGGGCCGCUUGAGCGUCGCAAACCCUGAAGCGAAGCGGCUGUACGACGACCUCCUCUCUAACUACAACCGCCUGAUCCGACCAGUCGGUAAUAACUCAGAUCGGCUCACCGUCAAGAUGGGGCUACGGCUUAGUCAGCUCAUCGACGUUAAUCUUAAGAAUCAAAUCAUGACAACGAACGUGUGGGUAGAACAGGAAUGGAAUGAUUACAAGCUGAAGUGGAACCCCGACGACUACGGCGGCGUCGAAACUCUGCACGUGCCUUCUGAACAUAUAUGGCUGCCGGACAUUGUGCUUUAUAAUAACGCGGACGGCAACUACGAAGUAACAAUAAUGACGAAAGCCAUUUUGCAUCACGAUGGAAAAGUAAUAUGGAAGCCGCCGGCCAUUUACAAGUCCUUCUGCGAGAUCGACGUUGAGUACUUCCCCUUCGACGAACAAACCUGCUUCAUGAAGUUCGGUUCUUGGAGUUAUGAUGGUUACACGGUGGAUUUGAGGCAUUUGAAACAAACACCAGACUCUGAUCACAUAGGGAUGGGGAUUGAUUUAUCAGAAUAUUACAUCUCAGUGGAGUGGGACAUAAUGCGGGUACCGGCUACGCGGAACGAAAAAUUCUACUCCUGCUGUGAAGAGCCUUACCCCGACAUCAUAUUCAACUUAACACUUAGAAGAAAAACCCUAUUCUACACGGUCAACUUGAUUAUCCCUUGCGUCGGGAUCUCGUUCCUAUCAGUGCUUGUCUUCUAUUUACCUUCAGACUCGGGAGAAAAAAUCUCGCUAUGUAUUUCUAUCCUUCUCUCAUUGACCGUGUUCUUCUUGCUAUUAGCGGAAAUUAUCCCACCAACAUCUUUGACAGUCCCUCUACUAGGCAAAUAUUUGUUAUUUACUAUGAUGCUAGUCACAUUAUCAGUAGUUGUCACUAUCGUGGUGCUAAAUGUAAAUUUUAGGUCGCCAGUUACCCACCAUAUGGCCCCGUGGGUGCGGAAAGUCUUUAUAGAUUUUUUACCCAAAAUAUUGUGUAUACAGAGGCCGGAUAAGCCACCUGAUGACGAUGAUGAUGAGAAUGAUAAGCCGACUGAGGUAAUAACCGAUGUCUUCGGUCCAGAUGAGCUGGACGGAAAGUAUAAAGAAUGGGGCAGUGAGGAGUAUGAGCUUCCAGGCAUGCCUCCGUCCCCUCCACCCCCUCCAGGUGGUGACGACGAGCUAUUCUCACCACCCCCCGGGUCCCCAUGCCGUUUAGACUUGGAUGACGGCAGUCCAUCUCUAGAGAAACCUUACGUGAGAGAGAUGGAAAAGACUAUAGAAGGCUCCAGGUUUAUAGCGCAGCAUGUCAAAAAUAAGGAUAAGUUUGAGAGUGUGGAGGAUGAUUGGAAGUACGUAGCGAUGGUACUUGAUAGAAUCUUCCUAUUUCUAUUCACAAUAGCUUGUGUCGUAGGUACAGCGCUCAUUAUAUUUCGAGCGCCGACCUUCUACGACAAUAGCAAACCAAUCGAUAUUCUCUACUCGAAAAUCGCCAAGAAAAAAUUGGAGCUGCUCAAGAUGGGCUCCGAAGGAGAUCCGGGUCUCUGAAAUUCGUCUUACGUCUUCGGCCACUCGCCGCCGAAGACGUUCUGGGAGUUGAUCGUCAUGUGGUGGCACGGAUGAUCGUAUUAGGGAUCCCAGAAGGGAAUUGUCAGGCGAGAACUAUUAGUGCUCAGUGUGGUGCCAAGCGCCCGGUGCGCUACAGGACGUUGUGACGCCGCAAGCGCAUCCAAACCGUCUUUUUAUAUAAACUCGAUCGCGAGACUGUGUCCGUCGAUAGUCGCAACAGCGGAGCAACCUCAAGACAUGGCCGUUUUCUGUUGACGCCGCCACAACUAUUUUUAUAUUAGACGCCGAAACGUUUAUAUCUUAAGCAAGUAUUCUUUUGUAUGUUUUCAUCGGAACGAUUUCUUUUUCAGGAAUUAUUUGAUACGACGCACAAACAUUGUACAGAAUUAUCUUUAGGGGUUUGUAUUUAAUUUCUCGCGAUAGUAUUUAGUUGUCACGAUGAUAACGGGCAUAUAUAAGCAGUUACUUACUAUAAUGUUUACUUCGAAUAAAAUCGAGCUCAAUUUCGUAAUGUAGGUAAUCUAAUAAAAAUAUUCAAUCGACGUCGAUUAGCAUCAAACAUAAUUUAUAAUAGUUGAAGCAAACGUCCUUGAGGAGCCGGACAUUGUAGAAUUGACUUGUAUUAAUAAUGGUGAUGUAAUUUUGAAUUAAACUUUUAGUAUUUGAUAAACUACGUACUCGCGUAAAAAUCAUAAGGACAAUAUCGAGUAAUAAUUGACGAAUGGUAAUAAUUUCCCUGUAGUUGUAAUGAAAAUAUAAGGGAUUGUAGAUAUUGUUAGGUCUAAAGCCUAGUUCAAGAGAUAUAAAAAGACACUUAUCAUAAUGCCGUAUAGUUGAUAGAGUCACAUUGCAAGGUGAUAUUAUUUGACUAGAUAUAUUUGAGAAACGCAAUUGACUGCCAAUUGUACAUUUUUAUAAAGUCGAUAUUCUUAGAUAGUUCGAUAACUUGUUUUUAUUACAUUUUUUAAAAUGGUGUGCCAAACUUUGAGCCGAUACCGCCAGCGCCGAACGCAGGCCGACGGGUGCCGAAAUUAUCUUUUUCUACGCUCGUUUACUUCAUACUUUGAAGGUAGAUGAUUUGCUUGGUAAUUUUAGUUCGGAGGUAAUAAUAAUAACGAAUGCUAACCCUAAAAACGUAA